Molecule: messenger RNA, 612 nt
Organism: Diaporthe batatas
Lineage: Eukaryota; Fungi; Ascomycota; Sordariomycetes; Diaporthales; Diaporthaceae
Product: mitochondrial 54S ribosomal protein YmL36
Exons: 1
Coding region: 1-612 (203 amino acids)
Biological process (GO): mitochondrial translation
Cellular component (GO): mitochondrial large ribosomal subunit
Molecular function (GO): structural constituent of ribosome
Source: RefSeq, a predicted model, not a curated record
AUGGCCAAGCUCCCGACAGCCCUCCUCCCCCGGAGCCUCCCGUCCUCGACGUCCGCCCUCCUCACCACCACAUCCCGGCCGACAGCAUCAAGGACAACAACAGCAAGACACGCGGCGGCGGCGGCGGCACAGCAGGUGCGGCACGCCACCGAGGUCGCGCGGCCCAAGCGGCCCUACACCUUCACGCAGAUCGUCCAGCUGAGCGACGGGUCGACGUACACGACGCGGUCGACGUCGCCGGCGCCCGUGCUCCGGUCCACCAAGGACACGCGCAACCACCUGACGUGGCAGCCGUCCGAGGCGUCGCUCAAGAACGUCGAGGUCGACGAGGCCGGCAAGCUCGCCAGCUUCAGGAGCCGCUUCGGGUCCAUGUACGACCUGGCCGAGGGGGGGCCCGAGGACGGCGCCGCGGACGAGGCGGCGGCGGCGGGGGGCAAGAAGAAGAAGGAGGACGCGAAGGAUGUUGUUGGUGGUGGUGGUGGCGAGGAGGAUGACAGCGGCGCUAUGGAUAACCUGUCCGACCUGAUGGCUACGUACGUGAGGGACGAGCCGAGCCUCAAGGGCGGCCAGGUCGCCUCGAAUCGUGUCGCGAAGAAGGGCAAGAAGAAAUAA